This is a messenger RNA of Candidula unifasciata, 1898 nucleotides long. Lineage: Eukaryota; Metazoa; Mollusca; Gastropoda; Stylommatophora; Geomitridae. The record is from the annotation of a GenBank genome assembly.
AUACGUUUUUGGGUCAAUGUGGUCAGACCAUUGAUUUGAUGUCGGCUCAAAGCGCCCAUUCAGGAAUUUUGAGAAUGCCGCUACCGCAGUCUAUGAGCAGAUACCAAGACCCAGCGCACCCUGUCAACUGCGACAUACUCGUCACCUUCACCAGCGGCAUGUACCUGAUGAUAGAGCUGUUUUUCCUCGACAUCAUGCCCCGGAGUAACGACAUUCGAGGAUGCACCACCGGUCUGGAGGUCUUUGAUCAGACCGGCAGGAAAUACUACAGUUCCAGAAUUUGCAUGGAAGGCUGGCAAUGGGAAGAGCGGCACCGAGAGAUGAGGUAUGAGAAACAUCUGGUGAAGAACUCUCCUCUCACAUUCAGGCUGGUCAGUGAGGGACCUUACAGAGGCCAAGGCUUCAAGGUUCACUUUAACCAGAUUAGGCCCAGCUGGCCAUGCUACAUCCAGGAGUUCAAAUGUGAACAGGUCCAACACUGUGUACAUGACGAUGUCACCUGCGAUGGCUGGGAUGACUGUGGAGACUACUCGGACGAGAGAGAGGAGGCGGGCUGCAACUUGCUGACUGCCUCGGAGAUCUGCAGUAUCAUUAUGGGUAUUGUGCUGCUGCUUGGUGUUGCUGCAGAGCUGGUCGUGUUUUUCAUGACUAACCGGAGACUGGCACAACAAUAUGGAUGGAAAAAUAAUUCCAAACCUGGAGUUGUUGACAGCAAGUAUCAGACGCAAGCUGGUAACUUUGGCAUGGGACAGCAGUACAACUCCGAGGACUCUCUCCCUAGCAGAUUCUCCAGAUUUUCUGCCCCUACUAGAAAGAGGCAAGAGUCACAGUCUGACUCUGUUAACAAACUGGAAUUGGAGAAAGGCGGCAGGCAGAGUAAACCAUCCCUAGAUGAUAAAGUGGAAACAAUCAGCCGCUCCAGUCGCAGACACAGAACUCAGUUUGAGGGAACUGCUUCAACAGAGCCAGUUAGCAAGGCUGGCCGCAAGGGACGCACAUCAUCCCAGGCUAGUCUCAACCGAGACAGAGUGGACCCAGUCAGUGGCAUUGACAACCCAGCAUUAGAGAACACUGAAGCCAGCAGAGACAGACUAUCUAGCAGAGACAGAGACAGACUAUCUAGCAGAGACAGAGACAGACGUGGCAGAUCUGACAGAUAUUCGGAUCAUGACAGUGACAGUGAUUAUAAUGACAGGAGACGACGGAGUCAUGACAGAAGUAGAGAACGUGAUCACCAAAAAAAUAAUGAAUAUGGCAGUGAGAAAAGUGCUUACAGAGAACAUAGAAGGAGGAAGAGUUAUGGUAGUGAUGAUAGUGACUCUGAAUAUGAUUUGGAGAGGAGACGAAGAAGUCGAGAGAGAAUUGGUCAGGGUAAGUUUGAGGAUUACAGCGAUAGUGACAGGGAACGAUACAAUCGAGGAAAAGACAGGUAUGUAGACAAGUCACCAGACUACAGAGAGAGCCUUGAUGGAGACAGGGGUCCAUCUGAAGAUGACAACGACAGAUAUGUUCGACAAAACAAAAGAGAUGGUGAAAGAAGACGCUCUGAUACUGACAAAGAAGCGUAUCGAGAAUCUCUGACUCUACCUCUGCCACCACCUUACUCAGAGGAGGAUACUGGGAGUCUGGACGAAUAUAAUUACAAAUGGCCACUGCCGGAGGUAGAUCUGAAACGAGCGGAUCCACCACACUCAAAUAAAAACUCCAUGUUUCCAGAAGUAGAUGGGAAACAGCCCAUGAGUGCAGUUGAUGACGGUCGGCAUCGGCGAAGUUCUGGUGACCGCAGAGAUAGAUACUCCCACAACAGGUGGACACCACAGCCAAGUUCUCCUCCACCUCGCUAUGUGGACAUCCCCUCCAAGGCUGCUCCUGUGGCCUAUAAAGAAGAAUCUGUAUAG